CAUGAGUUAUAUUUUCGAAAUCGACAAGGAGGAGAAAUGCUUAUUGCAAAAGCAAAGAAAACCAGACAGGGAGAACUUGUUAUGUUUUGCAAAUGAAAAUGUAGCCACCUCUAGCAUUCAGCACGAACCCUAAACAUAAAAAGAAAGAUGAUGAAGGGUGAUAUAUUAGAAGCCUUUCCUUACUACAAUAACAAGAAUGGAACAAGUAACGGGUUGCAGAUACGUAAAUUAGUUUUCUGUUAUGUGUUAUUGGCAUUUGCUGCAACUUUAUUUUUCACCGUCUUGAUUCUUUAUUCUCCAAAUCCUUUUAGUAACUUCAUACUUAAGAAGAAAGCUACGACUCUUUCGCACCAGAGCCCUUUAAAGAUCGAUCCUGCCACCACCAUGAACCCCAAAAAUGAGAGUAAUGAUGAGAAGAAGAUCAAGUGCGACUUGUUUGAUGGAAAAUGGAUACCGGACCCCAACGGGUCACUGUAUACGAACUGGAGUUGUCGGCUGAUACCAGAUUCAAGGAAUUGCCUAAAAUUUGGAAGGGAAAAUGCUGAUUUUAUAAACUGGAGAUGGAUGCCAAAUGAAUGUGAGCUUCCAAGAUUCAAUGCUAAUAUGUUCCUACCGAUCGUUCGAGGCAAAAAGUUAGCGUUUAUUGGCGAUUCCCUAGCUAGGAACCAGAUGGACUCGCUUCUUUGUCUAUUAUCUCAAGUUGAAACUCCAAAGGAUGUACACACAGACGAUUCAGAUCAUUAUCGAACAUUUUACUUUCCGUCUCAUGAUUUCACUCUCAUGGCCUACUGGACACAACACUUGUUUUCUUCAGCAGUGAAAAUAGUAAAUGGUUCAGAGACUGCAAUGUUUGAUAUACACCUCGACAGGAUCGACAAUAACUGGGGUCAGAAAUUACCUAUUCUAGAUCAUGCUGUCAUUUCAAUAGGCCACUGGUUUAACCGGAAAAAUUACUUAUACGAAGGUGGCAAAGUAGUAGGCUGUAUAUACUGCGACGAACCAGAUGUGCCUAAUUUAGGACUUGCGGAUGUUGUAGGAAAAGCCAUGGGUAAAGCACUUGAAUACAUCAAUGAUUGUAAGGAGUGCAAGGCGUUGUUUACUUUGGUACGGACAUUUUCGCCUACACAUUUCGAGUACGGGUCUUGGAAUGAUGGAGGGAAAUGUAAUAGAACAAGUCCUUCGACUGAAAAGCAAGCUGAUUAUGAUUUUCUAAUGGAAGUAAGGAAUUUCCAGGUGAAAGAAUUUGAGAAGAUUAAGAAGAGAACAAGAGAUGGAAAGAGAUUUGAGAUUUUGGAUAUAACUAAGGCCAUGUUGAUGAGAGCUGAUGGACAUCCAGGAACCAAUUCGCAUGACCCAAGUUAUAGAGAUUGUAUGCACUGGUGUCUGCCUGGACCUGUCGACGUAUGGAAUGCAUUAUUGAUGGCUGUGCUGCAGUCGAAUGAGUUUAACUUUUGAUGCUUUGGUCUAAUGAAAUUUUUUCAUUCUUGGCAAAUUAGUGUUAUCCAAUUUUCAUAUUCUUUUCAUAUUCCUUGUAUCCUGACAAUGAUAUUUUCAUCGCGGAAAGGGAACACCUUGCUGACAAAACCUUCAUUACCUAUAUAGAUUCUGCAAAAAACGCAAACUGUCUGGAUUGCAGUAUUGAUGGGAAUUAUCCAAAAACAGUUCUUACCCAAAC
Messenger RNA from Papaver somniferum (opium poppy), 1675 nucleotides. Its product is annotated as protein ALTERED XYLOGLUCAN 4-like. The coding region runs from base 148 to 1455 and encodes 435 amino acids. NCBI's taxonomy places the organism in Eukaryota, Viridiplantae, Streptophyta, Magnoliopsida, Ranunculales, Papaveraceae. The record is from RefSeq and is a predicted model, not a curated record. The transcript is spliced from 3 exons. Gene Ontology annotation, molecular function: O-acetyltransferase activity. Gene Ontology annotation, cellular component: Golgi apparatus.